This is a messenger RNA of Coccomyxa subellipsoidea C-169, 1710 nucleotides long. RefSeq names its product Clc chloride channel. Gene Ontology annotation, cellular component: membrane. NCBI's taxonomy places the organism in Eukaryota, Viridiplantae, Chlorophyta, Trebouxiophyceae, Coccomyxaceae. The transcript is spliced from 10 exons. Gene Ontology annotation, biological process: transmembrane transport; chloride transport. Bases 1 to 1710 code for a protein of 569 amino acids. Gene Ontology annotation, molecular function: voltage-gated chloride channel activity. The record is from RefSeq and is a predicted model, not a curated record.
AUGGCGGAGGAGGCUACUCCCUUCCUCAUGGCAGCUGCAGGGCAAGCGCCGGUGCUGCGCGCACUGGCAGCGGCCAUAACGCUGGGCAGCGGUGCCUCUCUGGGCCCUGAGGGGCCCUCUGUGGACAUUGGUCGCUCUUCUGCGCAGGCGCUCGGCUCCCUCCUGCGCUCCAAGCGCCGCCUCCUUCUGCCACUCAUUGCCGCCGGCUCCGGCGCAGGCGUGGCGGCGGGCUUCAAUGCGCCCAUAUCGGGGGUCUUCUUCGCGGUGGAGUCAGUGCUGCAGCGGCCGGGGAUGGUAAAGGACGAAGCCGGCAGGGCCAUGUCUGCCGACAGCUCUGGCGCCAGUUUUUCAUCUGCCCUCACUGUUGCUAUGGUCCUGCUUGCCAGCGUGGUGGCCGCUGUGGUGUCCCAGGCGGGCUUGGGCGCAUCGCCAGCGUUCAGGGUGCCGGAGUACGAGCUGCAGAGCAUGUUUGAGCUGCCACUCGUGCUUGUCCUGGGCGCCCUCUGCGGCCUGGCAUCCGCGACCUUCAAGGCCUCCAGCCAGGUCAGCGACAGAGCAUUCAAGCGGAUGGAGGAUGCAUCCUCGGGGGUCAUUGGCAAGCAGGCACAGCACAUGCUGUGGCCUGCUCUGGGCGGCUUGGCCACAGGUGUGGUGGCGCUAGCGUAUCCUGAGGUGCUGUACCAGGGGUUUGGAAAUGUGAAUGCGAUACUGGAGGCUCGCGGCGGCGAUUACGCGCCGCUGCUGCUGCUGCAGAUCGUGGCCGCCAAAAUAGUGACCACCUCUGUGUGCCAGCGCUCUGGCCUUGUCGGGGGCGUCUAUGCCCCAUCCAUCUUCAUGGGUGCUGCCCUGGGGUCGGCCUUUGGGGGCAUUGCAGCAGUGGUGGGAACGCCGCUGGGCCUGACAGUCACUGCUCCCCAGGCCUAUGCCCUGGUCGGCGUCGCUGGCAUGCUCGCAGCCCUGUGCCAGGUGCCUCUGACGGCGGUGCUGCUGUUGUUUGAGCUAACGCAUGACUACUUCAUCAUCAUUCCCACGCUGGCGUCUGUGGGCAUCUCCUACUGGGUCGCCUCUUUCCCUGUGGCCUCCCUGCUGCAGCCCCUGUCCCCAGUCUUCCGCCUGUGGCCCUCUGACAUGGCCUCCCCCUUGUCGACCUCAGCGCAGUCCCGCACUGCCAUGAGCGACGAUGUCUCGGCAGCCGUCAGCGAUGCGCUGUCCUCUCUCCCAGCUGACAGCGUGCCGCAGGUGAAAGCCAAGCCAGUGCCGCAGGCGAGCGCAGCAGAGGAUGAGGCCGGGCAUACUGGCAGGAUCAGCUCUCUCGGCAGGGGCGGCGGCACCUCCGUGUCGUUCUCUGGCGCCUCGGUGCUGAGCGGCACAAAUGGCAGAGCUGUGCAGGGUGCGGGUGUAAACAGCGGUGGCGCUGGUGGGAAAUUGAGGGAGGUAGAUACGGGGAUUGGGCUGGUGGGCAGCCUGCCGAUACGGCCCAAGGACCGGCAGGUUGACGAUCUGACAGUGCUGUGCGCGCUGCGCCAGGCGUGCGUCAUGCUGACACCAGACACCUCCCUCAGCGAGGCCCUGCAGGUGAUGGAUGAGGCUGGGGAGUCUGUGGCCAUGGUGCUGGAUGAUGGAGGGUCCAUCAUUGGAGUCCUCACUCGAGCCUCGGUCGAGGAAGCCCAGCUCGCAGCUCAAGCCCAAAAAAUCCUGCCCACAAACUGA